AUGUCUAUUAUUACCGAUAUUCUCCAAUAUGCACACUUGUCGCGAGCUGGCAGCGCCCGUCGCGACCCCGCCCGAACCAAGGCAUACCUCGUUGGCGGCGGCAUAGGUUCCUUAGCCGCUGCUGCUAUCCUGAUCCGCGAUGCUCACGUUCCGGCGAUAAACAUUCAUAUCAUCGACGAGGGGAAAGUAGUUGGCGGUGCGAUGGAUGGUUCAGGUGCACCAGAGCCGGGUUACAUCGCUCGUGGUGGGAGGAUGCUCAACUGCAGCUACGUCUGCUUGUACAAUCUCCUGAAGAGCGUGCCGUCCGUGGACAACGAAGGCAAGACUUUGUACGACGACAUUAUGGACUUCACGAAGGCGCACCCAUCACACGCCAAAGCAAGAUUAGUAGAGGGUGAGGGUAAGAAGGUUGACGUCACGCACAUGGGCUUCAGCAAUCAAGAUCGGCUGGAGCUGUUGAACCUUUGGGUAUCCAGCGAAGAGGCCCUCGGCACGAAGAAAAUCCAGGAAUGCUUCUCAGAGCACUUCUUCACCACGAAUUUCUGGUUCAUGUGGAUUACCACCUUCGCGUUCCAGCCGUGGCACAGCGCCGUCGAAUUCAAGCGUUACCUUCAUCGCUUCAUCCACGAGUUCCCGCGAAUUAACACUCUCGAGGGAGUCGAUCGAACGCCAUACAAUCAAUACGAUUCCAUCAUCGCGCCCCUCGAGUCAUGGCUCCAGAAACAGGGCGUUAACUUUGUGAUGGAGACGAAGGUGGUUGAUGUCGAAUUUGACGUCGAUGCGAGCAAGAAAGUGACCGCCACCCGAAUCCACACCCUGAAUCAAGCACACGGUACAUCUAUCAUCGAAGUCAGGCCCGAGGACCUCACUUUCGUCACGAAUGGCAGUAUGACCUCCGCUUCAUCGCUUGGCUCGCUCACAUCUGCCCUCCAAACCAUCACCGAUCCUAAAGUUGACGGAGCAUGGACGCUGUGGUCCUCCAUAGCGUUCAGACUUGGCAAAAAAUUCGCCGGAAACCCUGCCAACUUCAUCAACCGGAUCGAUGAAUCGAAGUGGGAAUCAUUCACCGUCACCACCCACGACCCCCUUCUCCAGAAUCUCCUCGUCGAUUGGAGCGGUAACGAACCUGGUUCCGGCGCCCUCGUCACUUUCAAAGAUUCCAAUUGGCUGCUUUCCUACGUCCUUCCCCACCAACCCCACUUCCGUGGGCAGCCUGAAGGAGUCUCCGUGUUCUGGGGUUACGGCCUGUACCUCGAUAAGCCCGGAAACUUCGUGAAGAAGCCAAUGUCGGAAUGCACUGGCGCUGAGAUCCUCCAAGAGCUUCUAUAUCACGUCGGCCUGGCCGACCAGUACGAGACCAUCCUCCCCACAGUCCAAGUCAUCCCCGCCAUGCUCCCUUACAUCACCUCCCAAUUCCUCACUCGCGAGCACAAAGAUCGGCCGAAGGUCGUCCCGAAGGGCAGCCACAACUUUGCCUGGCUCGGUCAAUGGACAGAAAUCCCCGACGACACCGUCUUCACAGUGGAGUACUCGGUUCGUUCCGCAAUGAUCGCCGUCUACGAGUUGAUGGGUCUUCCCAGCAACCCCCACCCCCCUGCCAUCUACAAAGGAGAGCACCAUCUCGACAUUAUUUUCCGGGCUUUGAAUAUGUCUUUCACGUAA
Messenger RNA from Pleurotus ostreatus (oyster mushroom), 1662 nucleotides. RefSeq lists its product as uncharacterized. Gene Ontology annotation, molecular function: oleate hydratase activity; FAD binding. Gene Ontology annotation, biological process: fatty acid metabolic process. The record is from RefSeq and is a predicted model, not a curated record. Lineage: Eukaryota; Fungi; Basidiomycota; Agaricomycetes; Agaricales; Pleurotaceae. The transcript is spliced from 2 exons. The coding region runs from base 1 to 1662 and encodes 553 amino acids.